Baudoinia panamericana UAMH 10762 is the source of this 2160-nucleotide messenger RNA. RefSeq lists its product as uncharacterized. NCBI's taxonomy places the organism in Eukaryota, Fungi, Ascomycota, Dothideomycetes, Mycosphaerellales, Teratosphaeriaceae. The record is from RefSeq and is a predicted model, not a curated record. The transcript has 3 exons. The coding region runs from base 1 to 2160 and encodes 719 amino acids.
AUGCCUUCCAAAGCCUCACGUAAGCGGGCUUUUGAGGACAUAUUGCCCAAUGCCACGCUGGCCAGUGGCUUGGUCGAUUCUGCAAAGUUGCCGCCGGCGAAGAAAGUGAAGAAGGGAAAGAAAGCGAUUCAGUGGACUGCCGUACCAUUGUCUACUCCCCAAAACUCCGGGCAGACUUCCACCCAAACCACAGGCGAAGGGUUGCCGGGUCAGCUGUUGGCGCAGCACGAUGCGGUCGGAACAUGUAGUCCUCGAGCUUCUGCAUCAGUGCGAACGAUUGCCACCGAGCGGCGGAUGGCACACAAACGACAGCCGGACUUACCAAGGGAGCUUCGGGAGCUGCGGAAUGAGCUUCGUGAGUUGAAGACGCAACUCGACAGGAAUCGACUUGACAGCCUUCUGAAGUUCGAAUGCAAGGACAAGGAAACCGCACAGCUGAAAGAGAAGUUGGCGAAGCACGUAUACCACCUUCUGAAAGCUUAUGAGUACGUCCUUGGUUAUGCAGAAGAUGCGCAUGAAUGUGAAGAGAAGGAUACACAGGUGCGCCAUGCCAGAUUCCUCGUGGACAAGGAGACGAGCAUCAAAAAGACGCUGGUGAAUGAGCUUGCGAAGGAGAAGGAGGCGACGAGGCUGGCCAAGGCCGAUGUCCAGUUCUACCGUGACGAGACCGAGCAUAGCACAACUCUAGUCCGGAUGCUCGAGGAGGAUCUCAGCGAGCUACGGCGGCUGGAAAACACGGAAAGGCAGAUCAGGGAGCAACGUCUGGAUCGUAAGAACUCGCUCCCGCCCGUCUACGGAAGCCUUGACGACGACGAUCGCAUACCACUCGGUGUAAAAGUACAAGAAGCCAAGGACAGUGGAGCGCUCGAAGUUGCAGCGUUCAAGCGGACCAUACGAUACGCAUUUAACCAGAAGCUGCAACGGGCGUUGCGAGAGUGGCGCCAUGCGGUCCGAAAAGGAUCACACCUUCAGUCCAUAAGCGACAGGGCACUGGUCGUGAAGCUCAGUAAAGCACUUGGGCAAGCAAGUCGCAACAUUGACGCAUUAAUGGAUCGCUGCAAUGACUUCAAUGACGAGACUUCACUGUCCUCCAAUGGCUCAGAACGCGCAAGCGCAAACAAAAGCAGUCUCGUCCAUUUGCGCCGUCGGGCAAGGCAGGAAUACGUUCACGAUCGGAGCGCCAGGUUGAUUUUCGAUCUCAUCAGCCGGGUCCUGGCCGCACUAAAUCUAUAUCCCAUGGAAUGCAUUCUGACGCCGGACGACGCUGCCGAGACGCUUCUGAACUGGUCAGCGGCAGACGCUGCACUUCUAAAAGCACUGAGAGUGGUAGUCACUACAACGAAAAGUACAGGAGACGGCACGGAUCGGUUGCUCCUGAUACAAUACUACACCACACACGUCAAUAUGCUUGGGCAACAGUACCGGCAAUGCUGGAUUAAGUGCGGCGUGCCACCACCCGAUCAUGAUCCGGCCAGCACUAUGCUUGGAAGCACGACUACCUGGUUAGUUGAGCUUUUCGAGACGGAGCGAAUGAUGGCUGCCGGCGCCACUGAUGCACAUGACUCCUUGAACGAGUUGGGCAUGGUCACUGGCAACUCAAGUCAAGCGGCUCGGACUGAAGUGGAUCAUACAGCAGGAGCAGCGCUGCGGAUAGAUAGUCUGGGGCCUCGGCCUCGCACGCCGGACGGCCAUGUUACUACUUCGAUGAGACGAAGGAAUUCUUUGACGCCGAGUGCUACCACGACGACGCAGCCACUCAGUAUAACACAGGCAUUGGCCAGACAAACCGAGCUCGCUGAAACCUACGGCCAGGUUGUGAACGGUCUCACAGCUUUUACUCAAGCAGCGCAAGCAGCCCGUCCCGCUAAUACGAUACACGCACCGGCGAGGCCCAUGGAACCACCAAGCUUUGAGCGGCUCGUGAAUGAUUUCGAGGCGCUCGUCCAAACAGCGCAGCGUUCUUCUUUGCAGGCCCGAAGAAUAGGAGAAGCGCCUCCUCCAUAUCGUAGUAAUGUGCUCACAGAGAACGCGGAGGGAGAGAACGGAGAUAGCGAAAGUGUGGACGACAGCGACGUUGCUGAAGACAGUGAGGACGGAAUGUCGAGCGAGCUGUCAAUUGGAGAUGUUAGUGAUCCAAACGAUAGUGACUACGUGCCGUAA